AUGGCUCAACCCAGCCUCUAUGGAAGGGGAGUCAGCCUGCGCGUUGCCAUCCUCCUUACCUGUCAAUUUGCAUUUGCGCUUUUUGGGUACAACCAAGGUGUUUUCUCUGGAAUAGUCGGAAACGAGGAUUUCCUCAAUAUCGUUCAUCAUCCUACUACAGUCUUCAUUGGUUUCAUUGUAUCCAUCUACAAUGUGGGAUGCUUUACUGGAACCAUCGUGAUUUUUAUAACGAGUGAUCGAUUCGGUUUCCGCAAGACACUGUGGCAUAGCUUGGCAUGGAUCUUGGUUGGAGCAACCCUACAAGCGAGUGCAUUUUCACGAGCACAAUUACUUGCCGCUCGAUUUCUCGCAGGAAUUGGCACUGGUAUUAUGACUACUAUUGUCCCUGUGUACCAAUCGGAACUUUGCGAGGCACAGAAGAGAGGAAUGUUUGUUUGUUUCCAGCCUCUUGCUGUCGGCGUGGGCAUCGUCCUCUCCUAUUGGUUCGAUUAUGGCAUGAGUUAUGUCGACGGGCCUAUCAGCUGGCGUCUACCUAUUGCUUCCCAAGCGGUCUUCGUUUUUAUUGUGGCUUUCAUGGCCAUAGGACUUCCAGAGAACCCGCGAUGGCUUUACCUUAAGAAUAGGCAAGAGGAGGGUUUUCAAGUCCUGUGUGACUUUUAUGAUUGCGAAUCGGACGACCCUAGGGUGCUUAAGGAGUCACAGGGCAUUCGGCGAGCGAUUGAAGUCGACGCAGAACAUGGUGAAUAUAAAUGGCGCCAGAUUUUCAAGAAGGACGAGCUCCAAACUGGCCGACGCGUUUUGUUGGCUUAUGGCCUGCAGUUCAUGAAUCAAAUGGGAGGCAUCAACAUGAUAGUUUCCUACGUCACUACAGUAUUUGAAUCCAACGUCGGGCUCAGCAAGAAGAUGAGUUUACUCCUUGGAGGCAUAAUCCAAGUCAUGUUUGUCAUCGGCUCUAUCUAUCCCACUCGCUUCGCCGAUCAAAUUGGCCGUCGCAAACCCAUGAUGUGGGGAUCCUUGGGACUUUUCUUCUGCAUGAUGAUGAUCUCCAUUCUUCUCUCCUUCAAGGGAACCACCUAUGAGAAGCAGACCGCAUCGGCCUCCAUUGCAUUCUUCUUCCUUUACAUGCUCGUAUUCGGUGCGUCAGUGAACUGCAUACCAUGGGUGUAUGGACCUGAGCUGCUACCCCUUCAUGUCCGGGCGAAAGGCUCUGCCAUUGGAACGUCCGCAAAUUGGCUCUGGAAUUUCUUCGUGGCUAUGAUCUCCCCCACUUUGAUUCAAGAUCUGGCCUGGAAGGGCUACCUCAUUUUCAUGUGUUUCAACCUGGUUUUCGUGCCAAUUAUCUACUUAUUCUAUCCUGAAACGGCCGGCUUGACCCUCGAAGAGAUCGAUGCGCUGUUCAUCACACAUCAGUCGUAUCUCCCGAGAGAUGAGGAAUCAAAAUGGACAAAGAAUCCUGCCCUGAAGACUGUAUCGUCGAUCACGCCCGCUUCCACCCUUUUUACUCUUUCUCCUAUCUCUCCUGCCACUCCGACCACUCCACUAGAUCUUACUCAUUCCGCUACAGCCUUCCCUUUUCCUUCCAGUACCCAUCCUCCAACGAGUGAAAAGUCAAACAUGGCUAGGGCAACACCAAAGGACGGGUGA
Molecule: messenger RNA, 1644 nt
Organism: Aspergillus tanneri
Lineage: Eukaryota; Fungi; Ascomycota; Eurotiomycetes; Eurotiales; Aspergillaceae
Product: sugar transporter-like protein
Exons: 10
Coding region: 1-1644 (547 amino acids)
Biological process (GO): carbohydrate transport; transmembrane transport
Cellular component (GO): membrane
Molecular function (GO): carbohydrate:proton symporter activity
Source: RefSeq, a predicted model, not a curated record